AAGGGACGAUUCACGAUUGUGUUAUAUAUUCUGUGGUAUCAUGAUAACCUAAAAAUAUGUUAUUUCAAACUUGUGCCUCUUUUAUAAAAUUAGUGGUAUGUCAUUUGUGUUAGUGGUUUAAUUGCCAGAGAUGGCAAACACACAACAUUUGGAGUUAUCGCACUUUAUAAAAAAAGUUCACGAGAACUUGAGAAACGACUCGAAGAAAUAUGGAAUUGAUAAAGCGUGGAAAGAACAUUGCUCAAAACGGGACAUGCUAGAUCAAUAUGCCGCGGCAAUGCACGAACUUGCCAGCAAAAUUUGGGAGAACAAUUAUGCGAAAGAAAAUACUGCUGCGUUUUCCCGAAUUAAUUGGAUUUUCAACUACUGCAACUUCUACUUCUAUGGGGAAGAAAUCCUACGACAACGCCUACGCGAGAAAGAAAUUGGUCUCAAAAUUAACUUAACUUUAGACCUCCCAAUGGCAAAGCGUGGAAAAAUUAGACUUCUGGACGUUGGCAGUUGUUAUAACCCCUUUAAGGUGUUUGAGUGUUUUGAUGUUACAGCUAUAGACAUUGCACCUGCAACUGCAGAUGUUGCCUUGUGCGAUUUCUUAAAUGUGGACAUUGCGACUGAGUGCCUGCAGACAAGGUUUCAGUUACAGGAAGCUUUGUUUGAUGUAGUAGUUUUUAGUUUAUUUUUGGAAUAUCUGCCAACUCCAGAGCAACGUCUUAUGUGUUGUCAGAAAGCUUACAAUUUGCUUACAGUAGAAGGUAUAUUACUGAUAGUGACACCUGAUUCUAAACAUGUAGGAGCCAAUGCAAAGAUUAUGAAAUCGUGGAGAUUUCUAUUGGCUGGAUUAGGUUUUAGUCGUAUUAAAUAUGAAAAAUUGUCCCAUAUUCAUUGUAUGGCUUUUCGAAAAAGCUUAAGUUUAAGUGUGGCUAGUCGAUGGGCAGAUUUGCAAGAUAGUGUACAAUUUUUUGCAAAAAUGUAUAUACCUCAAGAUUUUAAUUCUAUUGAGAUUGACCAAGGAGAUGUAGUGAUCAAUGAAUUAACAUAAUCAGGUACACUAUAACUGUGGAUAAAAACUAUCCUCAUAGAAUCACUUCCAUAUGUAUGUAUCUUUUAAGCUGACAUAGAAGCAAUAAUGGAAUUAUACAGCAAUAGACAGGUGUUUUAUUGCAUUAUGUGUUAAGGAGACUAUUUGGAGUUGUUUCACCAGUUUGAUCGAAUUAGUAGAUUGUGAUACAGUUAAUAGUUGUUGGUCAUGGUUUCUAUCACCUGGUUUUAAAGCAGUUUAAUUUGCGCAAGCGCUUUCAUCGGCAGAGAUAUGAAGACCGUGCAUGAAAUUUUGUUAGCAAAUAAAUUAAAUUCUCCCAAUUUACGUGUUUGUAUUAAGUGCCCAUACUUUUUCCAAUAAACAUAUUUUAUAUAUAA
Messenger RNA from Photinus pyralis (common eastern firefly), 1416 nucleotides. RefSeq names its product S-adenosylmethionine sensor upstream of mTORC1 (gene Samtor). The coding region runs from base 131 to 1039 and encodes 302 amino acids. The record is from RefSeq and is a predicted model, not a curated record. The transcript has a single exon. Gene Ontology annotation, biological process: negative regulation of TORC1 signaling. Lineage: Eukaryota; Metazoa; Arthropoda; Insecta; Coleoptera; Lampyridae.